AUGAGUUAUGAUUCCUAAAGAGAAUUGAAAAGUAUUUCUACUGUAUUUUAUUUUUGAGAGGAGACUAAAAUUAUUUAAUCUCGUUAGAUUUCAUCUCCUUAGUUUUUGGUUGGUCUUCAUGAAAAGACAUUUCGAUUUAGGUAAGUGCUUUUGAUGGAUAUUGCAACUAAUUUUACAUUGUAAUAAGCUAUCAUCAGAUGAUUA
Paramecium primaurelia is the source of this 204-nucleotide messenger RNA. NCBI's taxonomy places the organism in Eukaryota, Ciliophora, Oligohymenophorea, Peniculida, Parameciidae. The record is from the annotation of a GenBank genome assembly.